GGGGGGCCAAGAUGGCGGCAGCAGUAGGGGUCCGUGGCCGGUCCGAGCUGCCGCCUUGCUCCGGCCCAGGCUGGCUGCUCAGCCUCUCUGCCUUGCUGAGUGUGGCGGCGCGAGGGUCCUUCGCUACCACGCACUGGGUCGUCACCGAGGACGGGAAGAUCCAGCAGCAGGUGGAUUCACCAAUGAACUUGAAGCAUCCUCAUGACUUAGUCAUAUUAAUGAGACAAGAAACCACAGUGAACUACCUCAAAGAAUUGGAGAAGCAAUUAGUUGCUCAAAAAAUUCAUAUAGAGGAGAAUGAGGACAGAGACACAGGACUGGAACAGAGGCAUAAUAAAGAAGACCCAGACUGUAUCAAAGCCAAGGUGCCCUUAGGGGACCUAGAUUUGUAUGAUGGCACAUAUAUUACUUUGGAAAGCAAAGACAUCAGCCCAGAAGAUUAUAUAGACACAGAAUCUCCUGUUCCUCCAGACCCUGAACAACCUGAUUGUACCAAAAUUUUAGAACUUCCAUAUAGUAUACACGCUUUUCAGCACUUGCGAGGUGUACAAGAGAGAGUUAAUCUUUCUGCUCCUUUAUUACCUAAGGAAGAUCCUAUCUUCACCUAUUUAUCUAAACGCUUAGGAAGAAGUAUAGAUGAUAUAGGUCACCUCAUUCAUGAAGGCUUGCAGAAGAACUCUUCCUCUUGGGUACUGUACAACUUGGCUUCAUUUUACUGGAGAAUAAAAAAUGAACCAUAUCAGGUAGUGGAAUGUGCCAUGCGAGCUCUUCACUUCUCUUCCAGGCACAAUAAAGAUGUUGCUCUGGUCAAUCUGGCAAAUGUCCUGCACAGAGCACACUUCUCUGCUGAUGCUGCUGUUGUGAUUCAUGCGGCCCUGGAUGACAGCGACUUCUUCACCAGCUACUAUACACUGGGCAAUAUUUAUGCAAUGCUUGGGGAGUACAACCACUCAGUGCUCUGUUAUGACCACGCUUUGCAGGCAAAACCUGGAUUUGAACAAGCAAUAAAAAGGAAGCAUGCUGUCCUCUGUCAACAAAAACUUGAGCAAAAAUUGGAGGCUCAACAUAGAUCUCUUCAGCGAACACUGAAUGAAUUGAAAGAGUACCAGAAGCAGCAUGACCACUACUUGAGACAACAGGAGAUCCUAGAAAAACACAAGCUGAUUCAGGAAGAGCAAAUCUUAAGAAAUAUCAUCCAUGAGACUCAGAUGGCAAAAGAGGCACAGUUAGGAAACCAUCAGAUUUGCCGUCUGGUCAACCAGCAGCACAGUUUACAUUGCCAGUGGGACCAGCCUGUGCGCUACCAUCGAGGAGAUAUUUUUGAAAAUGUGGACUAUGUUCAGUUUGGUGAAGAUUCAUCAACCUCCAGUAUGAUGUCGGUGAACUUUGAUGUUCCAGCAAAUCAGAGUGACAACAGUGAUUCCAUCAUGUCUUCUCCUGUAGCCCAUUCUGUUCUCUGGAUCUGGGGCCAGGACUCUGAUGCAUACAGGGACAAACAGCAUGUUCUGUGGCCUAAAAGAGCAGAUUGUACAGAAAGCUACCCUCGAGUCCCUGUUGGCGGAGAAUUGCCAACGUAUUUUCUGCCUCCAGAGAACAAAGGACUCAGGAUCCACGAACUCAGCAGUGAUGAUUAUUCUUCAGAAGAAGAGGCCCAAACCCCUGACUGUUCCAUAACUGACUUCAGAAAAAGCCACACUCUGUCCUACUUAGUCAAAGAAUUAGAGGUCCGCAUGGAUCUGAAAGCCAAAAUACCAGAUGACCAUGCACGAAAAAUUUUACUUUCCCGUAUUAAUAACUAUACUGUCCCAGAGGAAGAAAUUGGGUCUUUCUUAUUUCAUGCUAUUAACAAGCCAAAUGCUCCUGUCUGGCUAAUACUCAAUGAAGCUGGACUGUAUUGGAGAGCAGUGGGAAAUAGCACUUUUGCUAUUGCCUGUCUUCAGAGGGCUUUGAACUUAGCUCCACUUCAAUACCAGGACAUUCCUCUUGUCAACUUGGCCAACCUUUUGAUUCACUAUGGCCUUCACCUUGAUGCUACGAAGCUGCUACUUCAAGCUUUGGCCAUCAAUAGCUCCGAGCCCCUGACCUUUUUGAGCCUGGGAAAUGCUUACCUUGCUCUGAAGAAUAUCAGUGGGGCCCUUGAAGCCUUCAGACAGGCUUUGAAAUUAACUACCAAAUGCCCAGAAUGUGAAAACAGCCUGAAGCUGAUCCGCUGCAUGCAGUUUUACCCUUUUCUGUACAACAUCACCUCUUCUAUUUGCAGUGGUCAUUGUCAUGAGAAAACCCUGGACAACAGCCAUGACAAGCAGAAAUAUUUUGACAACUCCCAGUCACUGGAUGCUGCUGAAGACGAGCCCUCUGAGAGAGGAACAGAGGCGGACACUGUACUCUCUGUUGAGGACUCAGGGAGGGACACGGGUGCUCUUAGACUUGAAAGUACAGUGGUUGAAGAAAGCAAUGGCUCUGAUGAGAUGGAGAAUUCAGAUGAAACAAAGAUGUCAGAAGAGAUACUGGCUUUGGUGGAUGAGUUUCAACAGGCAUGGCCUCUGGAAGGCUUCGGGGGAGCACUAGAAAUGAAGGGGCGGCGUCUAGACUUGCAGGGAAUACGGGUGCUGAAGAAGGGUCCUCAGGAUGGAGUAGCCAAAAGCUCUUGCUUUGGGGACUGUAGAAGUGAAGACGAUGAAGCCACAGAAUGGAUCACAUUCCAAGUCAAACGUGUAAAAAAACCCAAAGGAGAUCAUAAAAAAACUCCUGUGAAAAAGAUAGAAUCUCAUCAAGCAGAAAAUGGACAUCGUUACCAAGCAAACUUGGAGAUCACUGGCCCAAAGGUAGCGUCUCCUGGACCACAAGGGAAAAAACGUGACUACCAGAGUCUUGGAUGGCCCAGCCCAGAUGAGUGCCUCAAACUCCGCUGGGUAGAGCUAACUGCCAUCGUGAGUACCUGGCUUGCAGUUUCUUCAAAAAACAUUGACAUCACGGAACACAUUGACUUUGCUACCCCCAUACAGCAGCCAGCAGUGGAGCCGCUGUGCAAUGCCAAUCUCCCCACGAGCAUGCACACUCUGGACCACUUGCAAGGGGUGUCCAACAGAGCCAGUCUGCACUACAUGGGUGAGAGUCAGCUGACAGAGGUAUUGCAGAAUCUUGGCAAAGAUCAGUAUCCACAACAGUCACUUGAACAAAUUGGCACCAGAAUUGCAAAAGUUUUAGAAAAGAACCAGACAUCCUGGGUCCUUUCCAGCAUGGCGGCCCUCUACUGGAGAGUGAAAGGCCAAGGGAAGAAAGCAAUCGACUGCCUCCGCCAGGCCCUCCACUACGCUCCACACCAGAUGAAGGAUGUGCCCUUGAUUAGCCUGGCCAACAUCCUCCACAACGCCAAACUCUGGAAUGACGCUGUCAUUGUGGCCACCAUGGCAGUAGAGAUUGCACCGCACUUCGCUGUCAACCACUUCACGCUGGGCAACGUCUACGUGGCGAUGGAAGAGUUUGAAAAGGCACUGGUGUGGUAUGAGUCGACACUGAAGCUACAGCCUGAGUUUGUCCCAGCCAAGAACCGGAUCCAGACCAUCCAGUGUCACUUAAUGCUGAAGAAGGGGCGGCGCUCUCCAUAGUGCCCCUUCCUCCUCUGUCCCCUCCACCCCGUCCCAGCAACAAUCAGAACAGGACCCAAUCAUUGUCUGAAUCUACUCUAAUGACGUGUGUGCAAAUAACCAAGUAAGACUUAUAACAGGACUUUUAUGUAUGUGGUUUGGCUUGAUUUUAAGUUCCUUCUUUCCCCUGCCAACCUCAGAAGAAGAAUCUUUGGAAACAUAAAAUUUCUUCAAAGGAAAAUGCAGCUUAAAGGUACUGUGUAAAUACUGAGCCAAGACAUCUCUGGAGCUCUGCUCUGUCUCCCAGACCUCCAAAGCCUUCAGGGCUUCUCUCAGUGGUGCAAGCAGCCUCCGUGGAGAGGCCAAACCACACUGCACCUUCUCUGCUUCUGGCCUGGGCUCUGUCAUGCCACAUGGCAGUCCGUGAGAGGCAGUGCCCGCCCCCCUAGCCCCGCGCCGUCCUCACGCAUCCAUUCCAUGCUGCUACGUUACACUCUCAGAGGUAGUUUGCAGGGGAGGAAGGGGAAUGAUUUUAAAAACAAGUAUUUACAACAACAGAAACUCUUAGGAUCACCUGACCUUUGUAAGUUAUUUUUUUGUUGGGGCGGGAGGGGGGCUGAGCAGGGGGAGUCAGCGGUGUGCAACAUCUUUACCAUUUGUACUUUAAUUACAGAUCAGAGGAUCCCAAUCCGUUGAAAUCUUAUAUAACUGGUUUUAUAUGUAUAGAAUAUGUAUAUUUGAAACCCUCUACAGGCUGAGUCUAUGUUUUACUAAUUCUCUGCUCACUGUGCUACCCAUCCUGAGAUAAGGUGCGACUGUCGGCUCCCUUCCUGAGGCCACCGGAGUGAGCUCCUCCGGAGAGCGCGCAGAGCCAGGGCUGAGCGUCUGCAUACAAUGCCUUUACCUUUGGUCCCAGUAGAAUUGAAAUUCCAGCAUUUUGGAAUCUUCAAGGGCACAUACUGAAAACGAAAAUAAAAAUUGCUUAUGGGCA
This is a messenger RNA of Dipodomys spectabilis (banner-tailed kangaroo rat), 4578 nucleotides long. RefSeq names its product tetratricopeptide repeat domain 17 (gene Ttc17). The transcript is spliced from 25 exons. The record is from RefSeq and is a predicted model, not a curated record. Gene Ontology annotation, cellular component: cytoplasm; actin cytoskeleton. The coding region runs from base 12 to 3608 and encodes 1198 amino acids. Lineage: Eukaryota; Metazoa; Chordata; Mammalia; Rodentia; Heteromyidae. Gene Ontology annotation, molecular function: protein binding. Gene Ontology annotation, biological process: actin filament polymerization; cilium organization.